AUGGCAAAACUCGGCGUGCUCGCACUCACCUUCGCCGCGCUUAUCGCAUGUACCUCGGUUUCCGCCUUUAGAACAACCUUCUUCACCACCACCAUCGAGGAUGACGACAACCUCGUGUUCACAAGAAGCUCCCGAGAGCAACAGAGUUGCCGCAAGGAAAUCCAGCCGGAGCAGUUAAACGACUGCCAGAAGUACCUAGAGCAAAACUCCCCGUACGCCGGCGAGGUGCUGGAGAUGACCGUCGAGGACCCGAGAAAACAGCACGAAAAGAAACAACUUGAGCAGUGCUGCAGAGAGCUCCGCAAUGUCAAAGAGGAGUGCCAGUGUGAGGCUGUGCAGGAGGCUUUCCGGCAAGCCGAGAAGCAGCAGCAGCAGGGUGGAAGCCGCCAUGGUUCGCAGCAGGAACGGCAACAACGGCAGAUUCUGCAGAAAGCUCAAAACCUCCCAAGUGAAUGUCGUUUGAAAGUUCAGCAAUGCCGGAUCCGAUCUCCAUGGAUCUAA
This is a messenger RNA of Lactuca virosa, 501 nucleotides long. The record is from the annotation of a GenBank genome assembly. Lineage: Eukaryota; Viridiplantae; Streptophyta; Magnoliopsida; Asterales; Asteraceae.